GGAGUUGGGAGUAAAAUCUGGUACCUCAAGGCUACGGCCACCCAGACUAACUGACUCACUGGGAGCCGACGAUGCCAGGGGAUCUAGGAGUCCUCCGAGCCCUGCCUGUCCUCCUCCUCCUCUUCUCCGAAGCCUGCCUGGGUCCCGGAUGCCAGGCCCUGCAGGUAGAAGGGGGUCCACCAUCCCUGACAGUGAACCUGGGCGAGGAGGUGCGCCUCACCUGUGGAAACAAUGGCAGGAACCCGAAUGUCACGUGGUUUUUAAGCCUUCAGUCCAACAACACAUGGCCCCCAAUGCCGGUGGGUCCUGGAAAGGGCCCCUCAGGCGAGCUGAUCUUCUCCGAAGUAAACAAGAGCCACUCGGGCUUGUACUGGUGCGAAGUGACAGAAAAGAACGUGACGAAACGCUCCUGUGGCACUUUCCUCCGAGUGCGCAAGCCAGUCCCUAGGCCCUUCCUGGACAUGGGGGAAGGAACCAAGAACCGCAUCAUCACAGCAGAAGGGAUCAUCUUGCUCUUCUGUGCCGUGGUACCUGGGACGCUGCUGCUAUUCAAAAAACGGUGGCAAAAUGAGAAGUUUGGGGUGGACAUGCCAGAUGACUACGAAGACGAAAACCUCUAUGAGGGCCUGAACCUUGAUGACUGCUCUAUGUAUGAGGACAUUUCCAGGGGACUCCAGGGCACCUAUCAGGACGUGGGCAGCCUCCACAUUGGAGAUGUCCAGCUGGAAAAGCCAUGACUGAUGGUCCCCCCACCGUUCCCACUCCGAGUCCUGCUGUGCUGUGCUGUCCGCCCCUGCCUGCCACGCGCCGGACUCCAGCAUCCUUGCUAGUUUGUUCUUCCCCUGAAGUCCCCCCCCCUUCCCAGUGCUUGUGUCUCCACAGUGUCCCACCCUUGCCCCCCAGACUGCCCCGCCCUAUUCUCCCACGUAAUCUUGUCCUUCCCCAAGUCAGGUUCCCUCUCUAGUGGGUAAUGAGCCCUUAAUCGCUGCCUCUAGGGGAGCUGAUUACAGCAGCCUCGUUAGUGUCACCCCCUCCUCCCAGAUCUGUCAUGGCCACUUAAGUGAUAAUAAAUCCUUCCCAAAGCA
Apodemus sylvaticus (European woodmouse) is the source of this 1085-nucleotide messenger RNA. RefSeq names its product CD79a molecule (gene Cd79a). The record is from RefSeq and is a predicted model, not a curated record. Bases 72 to 737 code for a protein of 221 amino acids. Gene Ontology annotation, biological process: B cell differentiation; B cell receptor signaling pathway. Lineage: Eukaryota; Metazoa; Chordata; Mammalia; Rodentia; Muridae. Gene Ontology annotation, cellular component: membrane; B cell receptor complex; external side of plasma membrane. The transcript has 5 exons. Gene Ontology annotation, molecular function: transmembrane signaling receptor activity.